AUGAAGGUUGCAAUCCUCUGUCUUGCCCUUCUCGGGCUAAGCUCUGCCCAUGUCGCAAUUUUAGGUAGAGCGCCGCAGGCCCCGACGCCGCCCGGCCAGCUAAUCGCUGAUGCAAUCAAGGACGGUAUCAAGGAUUGGGGGCCGGCCGGGUCACUGAAACCGCCUUCAAGCCCUAAACCCCCUCUACGACAAAUGCCUGGAUCGCCUACGCCGUACCACAAGCCCAAGGAUCCGAACAUUAAGCCUGGCGUGACGAGAAUCCCAGGUCAGCCUCUCGGUCCUCAAAAAAAGUGCAAGCCAUGCUUCCGCAAAAGGGGCUUAUGCUGCGACAGCUCGGGCAAGCCUGUCAAACCGGUCAAGGACCCAGCCAAGGCACCGUUCAAGGCGCCGGCGAAGGGACCCUCCAAGGCGCCAGCGAAAGGAUUUUCCAAGGUGUCCAAGCCCUAUAGAAUGGCCCGCUUCUCCGUGCCUAGGUCAGCCGGCAAGGCGGCCGUCUUUGUGCUCGUGGCGCCCUACGCGCACAGCGCGCUUGACUCUAUUAAGCAGUGGGAUAACCCCAUCGGAUACGGGCUCAAGUGGUUUGACGACGCCAUGGCUAGCCUGCAGGAAGCCAUCGGCGGCCCGCAGCGCAAUGAUAUCUACGGCAACGAGCUUAAGUAUAAGAUGGUCAAGGGCAUUGGCGGCGCGCUGCAGCUCGGGUUCGAGACGGACUGGGACAAGAACCAGCGCCUGCAGAGGGAGGCGACCGCCAAAGAGAAUGCGCGCCGCCAGGAAGAGAUCAAGGAAAAGCAGCGUAUCAAGGGCCUUGAAGAGCUGGCCGUAUUGUGCGAGAGGAUUGGAACGGAGCGGCCAGAGGACGCGAAAUUGACAACGGAGAUUCAGCAGAGCUGCACCAAGCUGGCGGACGCGGUCAAGAGAGUAGAGGCCCAGGAAAUGGCCAAGAAGAAGAAGAAGAUCAAGCCGGAGCCGAUUUAUUGGUUCGCAAAGUGCAAGUGUAAUGCCAAUAAGCUACCAAAGUAUGGCGCCAAGUGCGCCAGGCAGGUGCGGAUACUUUGCCAAGCUCUGACUAGCCGAGCCCUGGCCUUCCUGCCUAUACCUCGCUCACAUGUGUUCAUUACUUCGACGUCGACGACCAUAGUUCAGACCAAGAUUGAUUUCGCGUUUAUCAACAUCUUUUUCUUUUCUAGCGCUACUUAA
Beauveria bassiana ARSEF 2860 is the source of this 1197-nucleotide messenger RNA. RefSeq lists its product as uncharacterized. Lineage: Eukaryota; Fungi; Ascomycota; Sordariomycetes; Hypocreales; Cordycipitaceae. The transcript has 3 exons. Bases 1 to 1197 code for a protein of 398 amino acids. The record is from RefSeq and is a predicted model, not a curated record.